UCGUCUCUUCUGGGCAAUGGUGCAUCCGGAGUAACUACCCCCUCCCUGAUCAACAAAGUAAUGAGAUCCUCCAGGCGAUUAAGGAGCUCAUCCAUUCCUGGAUGCCUUCUCCCACGAUAUCGUCUGCUCGAGGCAGCAUUUCUUGCCCUCUUUUCUUGCGAAAGUUUGGACCCUGUUUUCAGGUCGAUAUCUAGUAGAAUAAAAGAGGACGAAUCCCUGCUAUGUAUCAGUAGAAAUACACACAAAGGAAGAAUCUUGAGACAUACAUUAUUCUUCGAUGAAUUUCCUUUAUCAAGACUCUCGGUCGAAAUUAUGUUUUGGGAGGAAAAUGUCUCUUGA
Rasamsonia emersonii CBS 393.64 is the source of this 339-nucleotide messenger RNA. RefSeq lists its product as uncharacterized. Lineage: Eukaryota; Fungi; Ascomycota; Eurotiomycetes; Eurotiales; Trichocomaceae. The transcript has a single exon. The record is from RefSeq and is a predicted model, not a curated record. The annotation marks the transcript as partial.